Messenger RNA from Aedes albopictus (Asian tiger mosquito), 1479 nucleotides. RefSeq lists its product as uncharacterized. The transcript has a single exon. Bases 1 to 1479 code for a protein of 492 amino acids. The record is from RefSeq and is a predicted model, not a curated record. Lineage: Eukaryota; Metazoa; Arthropoda; Insecta; Diptera; Culicidae.
AUGACAUCGAACUACAGUGAUUAUGCCGUCAACGUUGAAUGCCUCACUACUCCAAAGGUGGCGGGCACGGUUCCGCCGGUGAGUGUUAACAUCGAUACGUGGAACAUCCCGCCUGGUAUUUUGCUAGCCGAUGCCGCCUUCCAUUGUCCAAACGAGAUCGAUAUGUUGAUUGGAGCUGGUCUGUUCUUUGACGUCCUUAAGCAAGGUCAGAUCAAAUUGUCCAGCACUCUGCCGACCCUGUACGAAACCCAAUUCGGAUGGGUAGUAGCUGGUACGUACGAUGAUCAGGACGAUGAUCGCCCGGUAUGUGCCAACGUUGCCGUGAACGAUGGAUUAGAGGAGUCUCUGAAGCGAUUCUUCGACCAGGAGGAAAUUGUCGAGCCUGCAAUGACAAGCACCGAGGAAGAACGGUUUGAAGAGCACUUCAAACAAACAUACCGACGUGACGACACUGGAAGAUUCGUAGUACAACUUCCCUUUCGUGAUUCUGUGAGCCAGCUAAGUAACUCCAGAUCCCUCGCCAUGAAACGUUUCUUGCUCCUAGAGAAGAGGUUGGCGAAAAAUCCAGAACUCAAGAACCAAUACACAGAGUUCAUCGAUGAGUACCGAGCCCUGGGUCAUUGCCGGGAGAUACAGGAGGAUGAGGACCCACCUGGAACUCAAGCCUACUACUUGCCACACCAUUGUGUCCUGAACCCAUCCAGUAGCAGCACCAAGCUACGUGUUGUGUUCGAUGCUACAGCGAAGGCGAGUGGUUUAUCCCUAAACGAUGUGCUGAUGACCGGACCGAACAGCCAAAGUGAGUUGUUCACCAUAGUGAUGCGCUUCCGGACCCACCCCAUCGUAUUCUCUGCGGACGUGUCAAAAAUGUACAGGCAAGUACUAGUGGACCCUUCACAGACCCGAUACCAGCGAAUCUUCUGGCGAAGCAACCCAUCGGAAGCGCUGAAGGUUUUCGAACUGUUGACCGUUACCUACGGAACAUCGGCAGCAUCCUUUCUGGCUGUGCGCUCGCUUAUUCAACUAGCACGGGACGAGAGCACGAAUUAUCCCACGGCUGCCGAGAUCAUCUUGGACGACUCUUACAUGGACGACAUCCUUUCUGGCGCGGAUUCGGUUAAUGAAGCGAUUAAACUUCGGAGCGAUAUCGAGGAGCUGAUGCUGAAGGGUGGAUUUCCCGUCAGAAAGUGGUGUUCAAAUUCCGAAGAACUCCUUGAUAGUGUUCCAGAGAAGGAUCGUGAGAAGUUGGUACCAAUUCACGACUCCAGUGCCAACCAAGCUAUCAAGGCUUUAGGACUCAUGUGGGACCCGCGGCGAGAUUUGUUCCUGUUUUGCCAAUCCGCUGAUACGACCAACCCCGAAGCAGUAGUGACCAAGCGACGUGUCCUGUCCCAAAUAGCGAGGUUGUUUGAUCCACUGGGACUCGUCGCGCCAGUGAUUGUAGAAGCGAAAAUGAUAACACAGCGUAACAAAAAUUAA